Ascochyta rabiei is the source of this 906-nucleotide messenger RNA. RefSeq lists its product as uncharacterized. Bases 1 to 906 code for a protein of 301 amino acids. Gene Ontology annotation, cellular component: catalytic step 2 spliceosome. The record is from RefSeq and is a predicted model, not a curated record. NCBI's taxonomy places the organism in Eukaryota, Fungi, Ascomycota, Dothideomycetes, Pleosporales, Didymellaceae. The transcript is spliced from 3 exons.
AUGAGUGGCCCGAUCGCGUCGGCCGUCGUGCUGCCAGCGCCGGACGAAGCACCGCUGCCGCCAGCCUCGCCGUCCAACACGCUCAAGAGACGGCAGUCGUCUGUCACCGAAGACAGGGUGAAGCGGAUCCGGGCCAGCGGCGACCAUGCGGCCGACGAGAGCACCCCGGCUGCACCGCGGCGGCGAGAACGAGGGAGAGAGCGCCGCCUGUUUGGUGCCGUCCUGGGCGCGUUGUCACAGGCGCCCACAACUGCAGGCCAGAAGCGCCGGGCGGAGAUGGAGAAGAGGCAGCAGGCCCGGCGGAGACAGGAGGACGAAGAGGCCGAGCUGCAAAAGGCCGAGCGCUUGGCAAGGCGCAGCGCCCAGAGAUGGAAGGAGCAGAAGCACUUCGAGAGACAGGCGAUGAGAGUCCGCCACGACAACAUGCUGCAGCUGGCCCACUUCCUCUGCACCAACGCGGAACCGCGACUGCACUACAGGCCCUGGGAGACGAGCGCGGAGGAGCAAGACCGAAUCGACGCCCAGAUCGCCGACGCUCGACACGUCAUCCAGCGUGAGCGCGACGAGUACGAAGACCGCCAAGAAGAGGAAAGGCGGAGGGAGCAACGGACGGCGGUAGACCAAGACGCGAUCCAUGGCGGGGCUGCUCCCCCGAGCACGACGAACUACAACACAGACGCUGGCCGGUCACAUCUCAGUCGCAAUCGGGCCACAGCCGCCAGAGAGGAUCUCGAGAUCAAGGACGACCAGGGAGCGCGCGCUGCAGACCGUGCAGUCGAAGCUCAACACGCAGAAGAACGCGCCAUGGACACCCGGUCGCUCGAGGCCGAAGCCAACGCUGACGAUCCCAGCAAGGAGGCCGACGAAGAAGUCGUGGAAGCCGCCGAAGACACCGUCAUCUAUUAA